GUUUCCUUGUCUGGAUGUCAUCAUAUGCGAGAUGGUGCUGUGGACCGAAUGCAUAUUAUGAAACAAAAUAAAUACAAAAUCUAAUGUUUCGCGUAAGAAAUUAUCGUUUUCUUUUGUACAUUGAUGGACCCAAUCACAAAUUGAGCAUAAUUAGCUGUAAAGUCGUUUUUGUUUGAUAUAAUUUAUCAGGUGAUUACACCCCCUCUAACAAACGCUUUUGUGGCUAUGACUACGGAUUUACUAUCUGAUUUGGAUAGUCGUUUCUUCGCUGAUAACCUUCUGACAAGCGAAGAUUGGGGUAAGUGAGAGAGAGAACUACAUAAAUGCUACUGUAAUGUAUGUUUACCACCUGGGCAGCAUGGAUGCGUUAGCUAGCUACGUAGCUAACUAGUUAAAAUGAUCCGCUACUGUAGCUAACUAACGCGACUUUUAGCUGAUCACGAACCCGUGAAAUUGACUAUGCCUAUUCCCUUUCCUAAACCCAGGCAAAAAAAUCCAAAUGUGAAAGUUAGUUGUAGAAUGAUACGCAGUUUGGGGUGGUUUGGUUUCUUUCGUGGGUGUGUGUCAAUGACUAGCUAUAUAUGUACACUGGGCAACAAACCGGAUAUGUUAGCUAGUUAUCAAAAAUAUUUGGUAUUGAUGUGAGAAAAGCUUGUGCUGUGCAAGCUUUCGUUUUCCAUAACAUAAAGGCUAGCUGGAAAUACCUUCGGUCCCAAAUACCUGAAUUACAAACGUAUGCAAUAUAUGAAACAACCAUAGGCCUUAGCCUACCUAAAGACUGAAAACAUAGUUAGCUAUGGGACAUCUGGUGGUCUGGAAUAUCUGGGCAUCUGUCCCUUUCUUAAAUCAAUAGAAUUUGCAUCUUUCUUGCUUUCAUUGUAGGGCACUGUAUUUGAGAUAACUUCCCCUUUUACUGACUCCCUGAAUAUUGCUUUUGUAUGCUCAAGUUUGCAGACUUAAGUCUUUGGUUAUCUCAUGCAAUCUGUAAACUGUGAGGGCUUUAAUUUCCUGUGAUCACUGAACCUGAUUAACUCUAACAUUUACUCUUUAUGAUAGACAUAAUUUAAACAGGCCUGUAGUAUGAAUCAAACCAACUGUGGAAAAGGUUUUAUAGUUGUAAAGGAUAGCCUACUCAGUAUUCUUUCAGCGUUCUUUCAAGAAAAAAACACCCCACGAUAAUGUAGGCUAGAACUAUAUUUUUCAUUUCAGCCCAUAAGUUGGGCCUCUAGUUAACGGGGUCUGCUAUUAUCAGGAGUAGCUACGACUUUUGCUAUCCCUUGGCUAAUUGAAAUUCAACAGUAAUGGGGAACAAUUCUCAGCACAGAGAAGGUUGUUAUCGGAUCCCUCUGCUAUUGAAGCUGGGUCACCUCAGGGCUGAAAACCUCCAUCUCAUUUAUUUUAAGCCAGCUUCCCCUCAACUGCUUAGAUUUCCCUCUCUUUGCAACGCCAGAAAACCCAAACUGGACUCCUGUGAAUUAAACCCGUUUUUAAUGUUAAAUGGGUGUAGAAAAGCAUCAAACCUUGAGCUUAUUUUGGGUAUUGUGUUUAUGAUCACCAUCAUCAUUUACAAGUAGAUCCCUCUUCUUGUUUUAGCUCAAAGGUCAGAGUCAUGCAUUUCAACUCUUGUCAAACCAAAUAAGGCACGGGGAACCAUGGCGGACAAGAGGUCGCAGUGGGACAUUGAUAAGGCUUUACAAACGCCAUAGCAACUGACACUCAAGCAAAUAGACUUGAGUCUGUCCAUAUUAAUAAUUAUGUUCCUACAGUACUAACUAAUUGGUCUGUCUGUCUGUCUCAGAUGCCUGUCUGUACCAGUGUGAGAGCAUGGAGGAGGGAGAGGACGGGGAGUACACGAGAGGACUGAAAUAUGAAACAUCGGUACGGACAAAGAGAGUUUCUGCUCACAGACCCUGACUAUUAUCUGGCCACUGUACUGCACAUGUUUUGAUCACCACAUUGAAGUUAAUCCAAAGCUAUGACCAAUGCUAAUCGCUCUUUCAAUGACUUAGACCAAAUUCCCUGUCUACUCAACAUGAGGCCUAUUUCAAUCUACAUCCCUACAAUCAACCAUUGGAAAUGUCUUGUUUGUUAGUAAUAUAUGAGGUAACCACCACUGUUACUUCCAUAUCUGCUUUCACAAUAUGGUCCAAAUUUGAGAUCCAACAACACAGGUAAUUAAAAUGUUCAAAUCUUCCAUUGACUUGAUUUGUGCAGAAGUCUCAGUUACGAGUGUAUCUCAAAUUAAGAUUUGGUCCAUAAAGACUAGGCCUAUCUGAUACAAGCAUCUCAGUCAAUUCAGAGUUGCCAGGCCGUCAUUGUAAAUAAGAAUUUGUUCCUAAUUGACCUGCUUGGUAAAAUAAAGUUGAAAUAAAAUACAGUGUGCAAUAGUGCAGCAGUCUGCUCAUUCUUGCUCUAUGAGAGUAGUAUCAGAAUAAAGCAGGCAGCGUUACACACUAGCUAGCAGUGGUGAGAGUUCAGUGUGUGAUGCCAAGAUGAAAUGAGGUAACUUGAGUGAGCCUGAGACGGGCCGGCCGAUAAUGGGGCUGAUUGCCUGUAGGGGCAACCGAUUGCGUGCCCCCUAUCGACCUACUGACUAAUCCAGACGAUGGCCUAAUGCUGCGCUCCACUUCCUUGCUCUCUUCGCAGUUUGACAACGAUCUCGUGCUGACUCUUGAUCCCGACAAUCCCACGUCACCAUGGAGACACCUGGACGACAACCUUCUCACAGGUGCAGAGAUUAAUAAAACAUGGCAGGAAACAUGAGAAGAGGUUUUCCUUUUGAAAGUAUUAGUUGUGGUAGUAGACAUGUUAUUACGACUAUAGAAGGCCCAUAAGGUAAAAUAAGGACAUGAAUGAAAUAGGCCUAAUGAUUUCUCCGUGUUAUUUUAAAGAUCAAACAUGUACAAGGCUAAUGCAGGAUUUAUGUACAAUAAGCUUUCGAGCUGUUUGACCUCAAAGUAUAAGUGGAAAUGUAAUUAUGUGAACAUCAAUACUUCCCUAAUGCACUACCACUCCAAUUUAUCAAUAAGGAUGUCAUUGUAGCUCAGCAUCAGUUGUGGUGUACUUGUAUAACCUUUCUCCCUCCCUCCUCUCUCUUUGCCUUUCUCUCACUCUUAAGGGGACAGUCCCGUAUUGAAAGAAAAAAUGACGAUAACGCAGCCUUUGCCAGUGGACAUGUGUAAGUUCCUCUUUGGCUAUUGCUUACGUGUGUGUGUGUGUCUUAGUUUAUGCUUGAAUGUGAAAUAUUCACUGUGUCCUUUGUAUAAUUUGUGUGUGAUGUUCCAGUGUUCCGGGUGAAGGCGGAGCCUCCCUCCCCUGCCUCCUCGCUGGCCUCAGACUGCUCCCUGACGUCACUCCAAGACUCACAGGUCAGUCCAGACAGAGAUCAGCUUCCACACCACACUACUAAAAGCAUCUUAUGCAAUAUUGAUGCACCACAGUUUAGAGACUCUGAGAUACAAUGUUCACAAAGUGCUAAUUUUAGAGCCUAGUUAGAGUAUGUCAAAACUAACCAAUGUGCAACAAAGGUGUGAAGCCUUUUUUUAAUGUCUUCCACAUCUCUCUCUUUCUACCACUCAGAUCACAGUGAAAGGGGAGAACCCGCCCACACCUCCUUAUAUGUUUGGAGAUGUGCUGUCACCACCACUUGGCACAUGUGAAGUCACAGUGGCCUCCGCACAACAUGCCCAACCACAGUCCCAACUGCCCCCACAGCCACAGCAACACCAAACCGCAGCCAACAAUGGCAUCGACGCACAGGCCACAGGUGUGUGUUGCUACAGUGAUGUCAGCUAUACUGGAGGUGUACAUGCUGCACAGGAAAGAAUUCAGCCACAAGAGAGCAGACUUCAUAUCAUGUACUUUUGAUGCAAAUGUUCUUGGCAGACAUUUAUAGUGCAUGGGAGUGGUUUUAACUCCCACACUGUCAUGCUCUCUGUCACACUAUCAUGUUCUCUCUAUCGCUCACACACUCCCUCCCUCCCUCCAGUCCACCCCACUGCGGCCACGAUCAAAGCCAGUACCAUCCUGAGCAGUAAGCCUCCCAUCCAGCCCAGGCCUGUGUGUGUAGCAGCUCUCCCCGUCCCCCAGGCUCCCAGUCCAGCCAAGGCCCUCAUACUGCACAGCCUGCCUAGCAUGGACCAGAGCAGGCCUGGUAAGUCCUGGGACCAGACUGACCAUUUUUCACACAUGACAUUCCAGGCUUACCAUUUGGUGAAUGCACGAGGUUCAUUAAAGGGGAGGCUUGAAUUACAUUUUUUAAAUUUCUCUGUGUGUGUGUGCACUUGCUCAAAUCGCUACAAUACCUAUCAAUGUAUAUUCCUGCGACGAUUGUUGAUUAGAAAGCUAUUUAUAGGGGCCUCCCGAGUGGCGCAGCGGUCUAAGGCACUGCAUCACAGUGCUAGAGGCGUCACUACAGACCUGGGUUCGAUCCCGGGCUGUAUCACAAAUGGCCGUGAUCGUGAGUCCCAUAGGGCGGCGCACAAUUGGCCCAGCGUCGUCCGGGUUAGGGGAGGAUUUGGCCGGCGGUGCUUUACUAGGCUCAUCGCGCUCUAGCGACUCCUUGUGGCGGGCCGGGCGCCUGCAGGCUGACCUCGGUCGUCAGGUGAACGGUGUUUCCUCCGACACAUUGGUGCGGCUGGCUUACGGGUUAAGCGGGCGGGUGUUAAGAAGCGCAAUUCGGUGGGUCAUGUUUCGGAGGACACAUGACUCGACCUUCACCUCCCGAGCCCGUUGGGGAGUUGCAGCGAUGAGACAAGAUCGAAAUUGGGGAGAAAAAGGGGGUAAAGUAUAAAACAUUUAAUCUCAGAGUAUUUUUUUUAUUACCCGUAUUCUGGAUUUUAGUGUGUCUGUCUGGUAAGAUAAUUUAUUAUGUAAUGGCAUGGUUAUGUAAUAGCUAAGUGAUGUUCCUUUCCUCCCAUAGUGGUGCUUUCCCAGUCUGUCUGUCUGGGGUCUGCUCCAGCCAUCGUCAAAAUGGAGCCUGUCUCUCCCACCAUGCCUCACGGCCAUUGCCCCACGGCCCCAUUCCCCAGCAAACCCAUAGUCCCAGCGUCCUCUCUGCCAGGGAACAAUGGCAUCGAUGUGAGUGUCUGUCAGUCACAUGUCAGUCAGUCAGUGAGUAGGAUUUGGUCUCUUUCACUCUCUUCAACUGUUGUAUUACCUCAGGCUUCACUGUCAGAUCAUACACCAUGCCAUCAGCUGCUGUUGACAAGUUCUGCCAUGAUUACAUUUCAUGCAUUCUCCACUCCGGCCGUGUCACAGAUGAAGGCGAUGAAGAGGCAGCAGAGGAUGAUCAAGAACCGCGAGUCGGCGUGCCAGUCACGCAAGAAGAAGAAGGAGUACCUGCAGAACCUGGAGGGCCAGCUGAGGGAGGCGCAGCAGGAGAACGAGCGCCUCCGCAGGGAGAACCAGGCCCUGAGGGAGAGGCUUGCCGGGAAAGAGGUACAGGAGGGGUGGGGAGAGGGAGGGAGGGUGGAGUGGGAGGGAAGAAAGUACAGUGGAAGGGAGAAAGGAGAGGUAUGGGAGGAGAGUAGUGGCGGAGGUACAGGAGGAGAAUCAAGGGGAGGGUAGGAUAGAAAGAAGGCAGCAGGGGAGCUGGAGAGCCAAGAAACCUCCCUUAAAGGUGCAAUAUGUAGAAAUCGCUCUUCCAUUUCCUGGUUGCUAAAAUUCAAAUAGUUCGCCUAAUUUCACUUUGUGACAAAACAAGCAAUGUGUACCAUCAAAUCCGCUGUGAAAUACUGUGUAUUUUCAAUAACCAAAACCGGGCAUAAAAUUAGGUAUUGGCGGGUAAGAAUGUCUAUUUUACCAGCCACGUUGGCAGGUGGUCAAUUUGCAGGGCUCUACAGUGUGAGCAUUACAUUUACGAAUAAAAAUAUUCAAAAGUCAAGUAUGAGCACAGUAUGAAAAUGUAUGCACUCACUAACUGUAAGUCGCUCUGGAUAAGAGCGUCUGCUAAAUGACUAAAAUGUAAAUGUAAAAUGUGCUAGUUGCGAUUAAUUGUAGAAAAAUGCUGCAGAAGCUGUUUUCAAAGUAUUUCUGCUGUUUUGUUUCAUAGCUGCUAAUCACACAAAGAAAUACGAAUCCUAUAUCCCACCUCACGCAACAACACUGCCUGGCAGGAGAGCUGUGCGCUCUGAGUGAAGUGCUGAUAGAUUCAUUUUUGCGCAUAGAAGUUGGUCAAAUUAACUCUACAGUGAGACUUUGUCCUCGUGUUUGUUGGCUAUUUACAUUGUUUUAUUCACAAGCUAGGUUGUUUUUCAACGUUAGUUUGAGUCUGCUGCUUCAACUGAUAGCGAGGAGAUGCCCUAGUAAGAUCCCAAAUAUCACAGACACACAUGACACGACACAAGUGGCCCUGUUACCACGGUAACCUCCCGCCCUUAUAGGCGCAGCUGAAAAUGGUCUCUUCUGAUAUUUUGAUUAAAAUUAAGGGAAAUUGAGCAAUAUACCACAUUACUUUUUACUAACACAUUUCUUGUUUUAAUCAUGGUCAUCCGUUCUGUUUUUAUUUGUAAUUUUUCGCUGUAAUAAUGGCGAGAAAAUAUUUUGGCCGGUAAAGAAUCUGAGUGGCUGUUAGAUUUUAAAAAAUCUACCUGCCACAGUGGCUGGUGGACCAAAAAGUUAAUUUUAGGCCCUGGACCAAAAAUAUAGUAUUUUCAGCUGUUUGAAGCUAGUGUACAAAACCGAAAGUAAAAAAUGAAACUUGAGAGAAGCAUAGAAAUACUGCACAUAGAACAGAUCUACCGCUUCUUAGACUUGUUUUUAAUAUGAAUGACAGAUCUAUGUGAAUUUGGUCGGAUCGACCAAAAAGUUACAUAUCGCAGCUUUAAGCAAAUGUGUUCGGCGAUUACAUUACUGAGCCAGAGCUAGAUUUCCCUAAUGAACUGGAUGGACUGCAUUGCUUUCAAUUAAUCUUUCCAAAUGAAAGUCUUAAGAAUGUGGUUAAGAUUUGUCUGUACAUGUAUUUUAAUUUUUUAAAGUAUUGACUAGGGAUACAUUCAAAGAGGGCAUUGAGGACACAUGUUUGUACUUGCGUGUGUACGCUGUGCUUUAACACUCCUCUCUCGGUGUUCCAGGGCAGUGAGUCUGGUAACAACAAGAGGGCCGUCUGCGUCAUGGCAGUGCUACUCUUUAUGACCUUCAGUUUCGGCCCUGUCAGGUAAAAGUCACUGUUCAUAGUCACUGCCAUUCAAUGAAGUGUUAACAAUCGGCAAAUUGGCCAAAACAAAUCCUUUGUUUUUAAAGAGUACAUUACUCCAUGAUUUUAAUGUUUUGAUUUUGACCAAAUGUUUCUUCCAGUAUCACAGACAGGAAGCUGGAGACGGGGUUACAGGAAGAGGUGGUCCCUCACACAGGAAGACAUCUCAUGGAGUUUGAGGCGGCUCAGGAACACAGCAGAGUGGAGGAAAGGAUGGAUCCUGAGGAGGAGGGAGGAGAGGAUGGGUGGAAGGGAGGAGAGGAAGAGAGGGAAUCCACUGAUUCAUAUCAGUUUAGGUGGGUAAUAAAGUCCAAUUCAUAGUUAAUUCUGCAUAUCCAUGAUGGUGAGCCUGUUCGUUAUGACCUUUUCACAGCCAUCUGCGACUGCUGGCCAUGUGGGUCGUACAUCCAAUCAUGCAUCUACCAAAGGUUCUAAUCGAUGAGGCUUUGCAAACAUGGCUUCAGUCAAGUAGAAUGCCCUUAGAGAACAUUUUACAUUUACAGUUUAGUCAUUUAGCAGACGCUCUUAUCCAGAGCGACUUACAGGAGCAAUUAGGGUUAAGUGCCUUGCUCAAGGGCACGUCGACAGAUUUUUCACCUAGUCGGCUCGGGGAUUAGAACCAGCGACCUUUCGGUUACUGGCACAACGCUCUUAACCACCAAGCUACCUGCCUCCCCAGAACAAGGCAGUGUUUGAGCUGUGCAGAAGAUUUGGAUGCAGUCAUACUGGUCUGAUCUUGGAAGUAUGUAACAGGCUGUCAUAAAAUGAAUGAUGUCCACAUAUGACUUGCCUGUUAAGAGUUUACUUUGUGUUUACAGCUUUUUAAGGACUUGUGCCCUUGAAAGCACUAGGUUUCCAUAGAAUAUUAGUGAUAUACUGGUUAGGCUUUCAGAAGGAUGUUGAAUCUGUUCAAAGUUGCGGUUUCAUGUUUGGCUGUUUUCAGGAACCUGAGUGACGUGUUCAGCGACGUGAAGGACUUGGUCCUGCAGGACAUCGGCCGCUAUUUCACCUCCAAUGACUGCAGGCAGUUCAACCGUUCCGAGUCCCUCAGGUCAGCAGCGUUGCUAUGGUCGCAACUCAGGAGUCGCUCUCUGUCAUCCCAUCUCUCACCAAAUGAUGCAGAUAUGAUAUUGUUACUCCCAUCUUCAGUGCACCUGUGCUCUCAUAUAUCUGUGUUCAAAGGAGGCGGUGUAUAUCAUAUCCUCAUAGAUCCCACUGUAUGUGUUUAUUAGUAGUUUCUGUGUACUCAUCUUGAGUAGAGCUGACUGUUUCACUUCCUCCUUCAGGCUGGCGGAUGAGCUGAGAGGAUGGGUUCACAGGCACCAGAUCGAAAGGAAGAUGUCUGGAGGGAAGCCAAAGAUAGUGAAAAAAGCUAGAAUAGCGCAGGUGCGUUUUCAUCUACUUUUUUAGUAUUUCUGUAUCAGAUCAUAUUUUCGUAGUAUUUCAAGUUCACAUGUGCACGUGAGUAGGCAUGAUACCCUCUGGUGUGUUGAACGACCUCGUUGGUGUUCAUGUGUAUUGUUUGGUUACACACAUGCAUCAUAGUUGUUUCCCUUCCCUUUUCUACAGAAGGCACAGCUAAGGAAGACAAACUUCUCAAGAUAUCUUCCCAUACAGACCCAUCGUUCCAUUGAAAGGUAACCGUUGUAGACUACUUUUCCCAGUAGUCAACAGUGGGUGUAUAUUCUUCCAUUUCUAAGUGAUUCCUUGGCUUUUGCUUGUUCACUUGUACCAUACUAAACCAAAUAUGGUAUUUGCAUCAACUGAGGAAAAAAGCUGCUGGAAUGAGUCCGACCAUUUUUAUUGGUAUUUGUCUUAGCCCAACUUCCCUUCUGUCUCUCACAGUCAGAUACAAGUGUUCCCUGCUGGUCCAGAGAUCAGCUACAGUGACUUCAUGGACGCUAUUGACCGGCGUGAGGACACCUUCUACGUGGUCUCCUUCAGACGGGUAAGACAGAACAGCAACGCCAAACCUCUACGGAAAUGAAACAGUGUGAACAAAACGGACAGUUGGUGUCAUUCACAUAAUGUAAAACAAAUAUGUCCGACAUUUAUGAACAUACUUUCUCUUUGUAGGAUCACCUGCUGUUGCCAGCCAUCAGCCACAAUAAGACCACACGGCCCAAAAUGUCUCUGGUGAUGCCAGCUAUGUCCGUCAAUGGUGAGUUUUUUUUAUUUUUAUAUCUAGAUAGAACUAUCAGCAGUUUAGAAUUAUGCCAAAUUAUAGCCUCAUUGCACUGCUGUACACUUCUAAAGAUAUUGUCAGAUAUCACUUUUUUGAGAUGCCCUCGUAAUCUUUGAACAAUGGAGAACUUUGAAUUAUGAAUUUCGUUUACGUACAAUUUACGUAUUAUGUAAAAUUGUCAACACUUAUGUGUUAUGUGCCCUUGAGCAAGGCAGUAAUCCCUCAUUUGCUCCAGGGGCACCAUACUACAAUGGUUGACCCUGUAAAACAACGCAUUUCACUGCACCUAUCCGGGGUAUGUGACAAUAAAAUCUUUUUUUUGUUUGUUUAGUUAGCCUCUGUAUCUGUCUAUCUAUUGUACACUCUCCUCUCCCCAUCAGUAUCUGUCUCUUUUUUCACAUUACACUCUCUCUCUCCCUCCCACAGAGAGUUUAUAUAACAAAUCCCAGGGAUAUGAGAUGAUGAUGCAGGUUGAUUGUGAGGUCAUGGACACACGGAUAAUCCCAAUCAAAGCCUCCGCUGUUCCCCCGUCCCUCCGCGACCCCCCUCCUGCUCCCCCCGCCCACCAUCACCAUAGCAACCACACCUCUCUCCGAGGCCGCCACCAUCCCCACACCGGCGGAGCGGCAUCCCCACGGCAACCCUUACCUGUCAGAAGACGGGAGGCAGAGUAUUACAUCAGCCAGGGGGGCGGG
Coregonus sp. 'balchen' is the source of this 10075-nucleotide messenger RNA. The record is from the annotation of a GenBank genome assembly. Lineage: Eukaryota; Metazoa; Chordata; Actinopteri; Salmoniformes; Salmonidae.